This is a messenger RNA of Capsella rubella, 1690 nucleotides long. RefSeq names its product equilibrative nucleotide transporter 3. The transcript is spliced from 9 exons. Lineage: Eukaryota; Viridiplantae; Streptophyta; Magnoliopsida; Brassicales; Brassicaceae. The record is from RefSeq and is a predicted model, not a curated record. Gene Ontology annotation, cellular component: plasma membrane. Bases 239 to 1516 code for a protein of 425 amino acids. Gene Ontology annotation, biological process: nucleoside transmembrane transport. Gene Ontology annotation, molecular function: nucleoside transmembrane transporter activity.
UUUUGGUUCUGUUUCUUUAUCUACAAUUCUUUUCGAGUCUUAUUUUAUUUUUGCCGUAUUUGCUGUCAAACCUUUUUUUAUAAAGGUAUUGCUCCAUGGUUUAAGAAUCUUGUAUUGAAUCUACAUGAAAGCUCUCCUCGUAAUAUAUAAUCAACAAACUCGUUGACUCUACAACAUCCACAUGUGCUAACCUCCAAGUUAUGUUCUUUUGAGCUCUCUCUCUGUAACUAUUUUGAAAAUGGGGGAAAUACAUGAGAACCAAGCUCCUGAGAGGCUUCAGGGGAAGAAUCAAGCAAUGGUUGUUUGCUGUAUUCUUGGAAUUGGAUCUCUCGUUUCUUGGAACAGUAUGCUCACUAUAACAGAUUACUACUACCACGUUUUCCCGGAUUAUCAUCCUUCAAGAGUACUCACACUUGUCUACCAACCAUUUGCGCUUGGAACGAUCGUGAUUUUCGCAUACCACGAAUCGAAAAUCAAUACUCGAAAACGUAACCUGAUCGGUUACAUUCUAUUUACAGUAUCCACAUUCUUGCUCAUAGUCUUGGAUUUGGCAACAAAAGGACGUGGUGGAGUCGGACCGUAUAUCGGUUUAUGCGCAGUCGUUGCUUCUUUUGGCCUCGCGGAUGCUACCGUUCAAGGAGGAAUGAUCGGUGAUUUGUCAUUGAUGUGCCCUGAACUAGUGCAGUCAUUCAUUGUGGGAUUGGCUGUAGCUGGUGCGCUAACAUCGGCACUUAGGCUAAUAACUAAAGCAGCUUUUGAAAAAUCAAAUGACGGUCUACGAAAAGGAGCAAUGAUAUUCUUAGCAAUCUCAACAUUCAUAGAGUUACUCUGUGUGAUGUUAUACGCGUAUGUGUUCCCAAAACUCCCCAUAGUUAAGUAUUACCGCAGAAAAGCUGCUUCUGAAGGUUCUAAAACUGUUUCUGCUGAUCUUGCUGCUGCUGGUAUCCAAAAUACAUCAGAAUUGCUUCUUGAUUCUUCUAUACAGACUGAUGAUGAUUCCAAGAAUCAAAGGCUAGGCAACAAAGAGCUGUUGCUUCAAAACAUAGACUAUGCAGUGAAUCUGUUCCUCAUCUACGUAUGUACAUUAUCCAUUUUUCCCGGGUUCUUAUAUGAGAACACAGGACAACACGGGUUAGGCGAUUGGUACGCGCUUGUCUUAAUAGCGAUGUACAAUUGUUGGGAUCUGGUUGGGAGGUACACACCCCUGAUGAAAUGGCUCAAGAUUGAGAACAGAAAAUUGAUCACAGUCGCGGUUUUAUCGCGUUAUCUCCUCAUUCCGGCGUUCUACUUCACCGCGAAAUAUGGUGAUCAAGGAUAUAUGAUUAUGCUCAUUUCUGUUUUGGGAUUGACAAAUGGACACCUCACUGUUUGCAUUCUCACCACAGCUCCUAAAGGAUACAAGGGUCCGGAGCAGAAUGCGUUAGGGAACUUGCUGGUGAUCUUUUUGUUAGGAGGGAUAUUUGCAGGAGUGGCUUUGGAUUGGCUAUGGCUUAUUGGUAAGAAGGAUGCCUUUUGAGUUUUCUAAUGAUCACUCCAAAUCCAUUAUUGAUUCACUUUACUUAAUUUCUGCUUUCGUCUUUAUUAUUCUUUGCUUUGUAACCUUUCUUUAAGUGUUCUUAUCCUUGUAAACAGAGUAUAAUGUAUUACAGAAUAAUUAUUUCUAAUAUAUAUAUUACUGAUUUUCUUGCAA